This is a messenger RNA of Chlamydomonas reinhardtii, 2410 nucleotides long. RefSeq lists its product as uncharacterized. The coding region runs from base 356 to 1507 and encodes 383 amino acids. Lineage: Eukaryota; Viridiplantae; Chlorophyta; Chlorophyceae; Chlamydomonadales; Chlamydomonadaceae. The transcript is spliced from 9 exons. The record is from RefSeq and is a predicted model, not a curated record.
GACUCGCGAAGUGCCGAAUGCUGCCCGAUGAGGCUUGAACAACCCAGGCCUAAGCAGCUGUUGAAAGCAAAUAUAACUGUGUCUUUUACUCUGCGUAUGACAGCCAGAACUGUAGAAGUGGAGGUCACGACAGCAAACCUGACAGCAAGCCGUUUGUCAAAUUGUUGCGUUGCGUUUGCCCCGUCACUCGACACAAACCAACCACAAGGCCCGUAAGGCAAUAAAUCAACUCAACAUGCACGGCCGAAAACGCGACCUCAACAAUGGCCAACCAGGGUUCAUCACUGUGCCUCUGCUCGCACACCGCGACCGCGACGCCAGCUGGACCCCGAGUGUCAUGCCACAGCACCCAAAUAUGCAUACUCGCUGGCAGAAUGGCCCGGCUCUGGAGCGCAGAGCCCAGUCCGGCCCCCGCGCGCGCCCUCCUAUCGGCGCGGCCGGCCUCGCCGUUGGCCGGCAGCGAGAUAAGUUCGUGGCGCUGCCUGAAGAGGCCGAUGACACGACGCUGCCGCUUAUCGAGGAGCCGGCGGAGGUGGUGCCUGCGGUGCCCGACACGGAGGGAAUGCACAUGUUGGGGGCGCUGACAGCGGCGACGCUUCCGGCGCCCGGUAUCUUUGAGGACCUGCCUCGGCCAAUCGAGCCCGCCUGGCGAGGCCGCAUCACAUUCUAUUGUGUGGCUGAGAGCUUCGACCGGAAAAAGCUGGAAGAGCUCCUGAGGCUCACCUACCCACCCGGCACGAUCCGCUCCUUCCCCGACGUGUUCUAUGUGGAGUACAUCAAGGGAGCGGAGGGGCAGCCGGGCGGGGACGUGUUCUUCUUCGACUACGGCGUAGUGGCCUGCUGGGGCAUGACCAAGACGCAGGAGAUGACCAUCGUGCGCGGCAUCGCCACACAGUGCAUGGAGUCGCCGCUGCCGGAGCAGUGGAUUGAGGUGGACGAGUUCCAGUUCAGCUUCAGUCACGAGAAGCAGCAGCACGUGCAGAACGACACCGUCACGUUGCACCGGCGGUACGCGCAGGACUACAAGAUGAAGCUGUCCAUCAGCUACGCGCUGGCUCAGUCCACGAAGCUAUCCGUGUACGAGAAGCGCGUCACCGAUGUGGUGCUGGAGACCAAGAACCUACCCGAGGCGCUGGCGGAGCACGGCGAGGUCGCCAUCAGCGGCCACGACAUUGCGCGGCUCAUCGGCAAGGUGUUCCUGCAGAAGAGCGCUGUCAACCUGCUGGGCAGUGUGCUGGGCACGCCCGAGUUCUUCUGGCACGCACCCGACUCCUUCCAGGCUCUGUACACGCGUGUGACCGAGUACUUGGAGCUGGACAGCCGCGUGGAGCUGCUCAACAGCCGCUUCGCAGUGCUGCAGGAGAUGCUGGACAUGCUGCGCGACCACCAGAACAACCACCACGGCGUGCGGCUGGAGUGGAUUGUGAUCUGGCUCAUCCUGGUGGAGGUCAUCGUGGGCAUGUUCGAGCUGCUGGGGCUGUUCGGCAUCGUGGGCAAGCACUCGUGAGACAGAGAGUGUGUGUGUGGUGACGGCGCGGGUUUCCUUGACUCUUGAGGUGCGAGCUGAAGAGCACAAGAACAAAUAAACUUGUAGUUGUGUGCGCGUGUGUAUAAAACAACAACAGGACGAAGCCCAUAUGUGUGUGUGUGUGUGUCAACCUAAACAGGCUAGUGAAUAGCAUAGCCUUAAUGGCCUGUAUGGCACGUUCCUCAAGCGACCAGCGCAUUGAGACACGCGCGUGGGGCUGGCCCCAUGGGCUGGCCCGAGAACGUUGGUUGGAUGUGCAUCUACGCGUGCACACCUGUUUGCGCAUGUUGCGGUAACUGUACCUGUGUGACGAGAACACCAAACUGCUUUCAUCUUGCUGACCCAACAAUGUUGUAGCCGCGGGCGCAAAUGCGCCGGGAUAACACCAGGCGGCUAGAUGUUGGCGUUUUAGAGGACUGCGUGGGUUUGGCCCAAAAGACUGUAACGAGUGAAGUGAUUGUGGUGUUGCGCAGUCACGGCAUGGCGGCCUAGCAGCUUGGAUGCGGGACAGCAGGAGUCUAGAACUGUGCAUGCGUGUGUUUGGACAAAUAGCAGAAGUGGAAAAGGAUGUGCGUGCAUCUGCGUGCAUGUGUAGAUGUGGACGUGUCGCAUCAUGUGCAGUAAGAGGGCAGUGCCGUGCGUGUCUGCGUGUGCAUGCCAACAUGCGGUGGAGGCGGUGGUAAGCUGGUCCAGGGCCGCGCAUGGCAUUUGCAAAGCGCUUGCAGGAGCACAACACAAUGUGCCAGUGCGGCCGUAUGAGGGCUGUGACGUUGUUGGCAGGCAUGGGAGGGCGGAUGCACAGGCGUUCACUGGGGCUGACUGGGGCGCCCUUGAGGGCUGAUCCAGGGCAGACGUCGCUCGCGCUUGUAACCAAUGCAUUCU